AUGAGUACGUUAUACAUGAAGCGGAGGUCGGGGGAGUUCAGGGUGGUUCCAGCAGAGGCUGGAGAAGGUUCGCGAGCGUUCGAGCAGCCCGCGGCGCGCGCUCCAGAACUGCACUUUCCCGAGCGCAGCCACUCCAGCAGUCCACUGCGCAACCCGCGUGCAAUCCAGCGCUGCAUUUCUAUUGAGCGCGAGCGCUCGAACAGCCCGCGGCGCGCGCUCCAGCAUUGUAUGUCGUUCGAGCGCGAGCGCUCCAGCAAAGCACUGACGCUGCAUGCUUCAUUUCGCGGUCCGUUCAACAUUGGGCGGGGUCGGAGCCUUGCGUCCAUCUCCUCCUCGUGGAGGGGCCUGGACUGGUUGAGCGGUCCGUGA
Messenger RNA from Prorocentrum cordatum, 369 nucleotides. Lineage: Eukaryota; Dinophyceae; Prorocentrales; Prorocentraceae. The record is from the annotation of a GenBank genome assembly.